This is a messenger RNA of Paramecium pentaurelia, 843 nucleotides long. The record is from the annotation of a GenBank genome assembly. NCBI's taxonomy places the organism in Eukaryota, Ciliophora, Oligohymenophorea, Peniculida, Parameciidae.
AUGAACAUGCCUUAUUUUAAGCCUCGUUCAUAAGCCAGUUAGAAUUCUUUUAUUAAACAAUAUUAAGAUUUUCUAUAAAAGAAUAGAAAGAAUACUGCAUCAAUCUUGGAACCUAAAAAACAAUAAACUAAGUAAUCAUAUUCUCCGCUCUUUAAAUAACCUAAAUUAAGUUAUUCUAAACUUAAAAAUUUGAGAUUACAAACUAGUCCAAGUCCAAAAAGACAAUAAUGUUAUUCUUUAAGUAGUCAUCAUUAAACUGAUAAUUCUACUUAAAUAGAUAGAUCAUUAAGUCAAUAUGAAUUUGAAGUAAAAGACAAAUCUGUUAGCAGUGCUAAUCUAUUUUAGGAAACUUAGAAUAAAGUAGAAGAACUUUAAUAACAGACUCCUGAAUUACAAUAAGGGAUCGUUGGAAUUUUAGGUUUAAUUAAAAAUGAAAAACAAGUUAUUUUGAAUGAUAUGAAAUAAAUGACAAAAGAAAUGAACUAAUAUAAAAAAUAAUAUGAAGAAAUUUAAAAGCAAUAAGAAUAAUUAUAACAUAAAUUCAAAGUUGCUAAAGAUGGCAAUGAAAUUCAUGAACGUUCUAAAGAUAAAAUUAAUGAUACCUAUCUUUAGAUGAUUUAAUUAUUAAAAGGACUUCAAGUUUAACAUAAUGAUGUUUUACCUUAAUUAGAAUAUAAUUAAUAAAAUAAUUUUGAAGAUGCAGAUGAAGAAGUGAGAAUACCUGAUAAAGAUGAGAUUAUUAUCUUAUAAAAAUUAAUCAUUAAAAAAUUAGUCAAAAAAAUUGAAGAUUAAAAAUAAUUGAAUUAACUACUAUUAACUAAAAUUAAGGAAUAUGAAAUUUGA